Molecule: messenger RNA, 438 nt
Organism: Aspergillus tubingensis
Lineage: Eukaryota; Fungi; Ascomycota; Eurotiomycetes; Eurotiales; Aspergillaceae
Product: AP-2 complex subunit sigma
Exons: 5
Coding region: 1-438 (145 amino acids)
Biological process (GO): clathrin-dependent endocytosis; protein transport
Cellular component (GO): AP-2 adaptor complex; intracellular membrane-bounded organelle
Molecular function (GO): clathrin-cargo adaptor activity
Source: RefSeq, a predicted model, not a curated record
AUGGUUCUCUCAUUUAUUCUGGUGCAGAAUCGCCAGGGGAAGACGCGGCUCGCGAAAUGGUAUGCGCCGUAUAGCGAUGAAGAAAAGGUCAAGCUAAAGGGCGAGGUCCAUCGCCUGGUCGCCCCACGAGACCAGAAAUACCAGUCCAAUUUCGUCGAGUUCAAGCGGAGUACCAAGGUCGUCUACCGGAGAUAUGCGGGGUUAUUCUUCUGCGCCUGCGUCGAUGCAACCGACAACGAACUGGCCUACCUCGAGGCGAUCCAUUUCUUUGUCGAGGUGUUGGAUCAGUUCUUUGGAAACGUCUGUGAGCUGGACUUGGUGUUCAACUUCUACAAGGUAUACGCUAUUCUGGACGAGGUGUUCCUUGCAGGAGAGAUUGAAGAAACAAGCAAGCAAGUCGUGUUGACAAGGUUGGAACACUUGGAUAAGCUGGAAUGA